AUGUCCUCUCCACCCCCAAACCUCCGACAGCGAGGGGGGAAGAAAAAUGUCGCCGUUAAAGAUCCACAAACAAUUUCUCCCCCACUCAAAUUGAGCCCACAUAAGAAGGCCGUUGCAAAACCCGCCGGACAGUGGGAUUAUAAGGCCGCUUUGGUGAUCUUGACGCUGUUAGCGUUCGCAACACGUUUUGCCAGUAUAAGCUACCCUGACGAAGUUGUGUUUGAUGAGGUCCAUUUCGGGAAGUUUGCUUCGCAUUACCUUCGACGCACCUAUUUCUUCGAUGUUCACCCACCGUUUGGCAAGCUUCUCCUUGCUUUUAUGGGUUGGCUUGUGGGAUUCGACGGCCACUUUCUUUUCGAGAAUAUUGGAGAUUCAUACAUCGAAAACAGAGUCCCGUAUGUUGCCCUCCGGGCCAUGCCCGCGAUCCAAGGCGCUUUGACGAUCCCUGUGAUCUUCCUAAUUAUGUGGGAGUCUGGCUACUCCCUCCCAGCCUGUAUCCUCUCUGCGGGACUGGCUCUGUUCGACAAUGCGCACGUUGCUGAAGAUAGACUGAUCCUUCUCGACGCAACCCUGGUGCUCACCAUGGCACUGAGCAUCCUUUGUUACGUUCGGUUUUACAAAUUCAGACACGAGCCAUUUAGUCGCAAGUGGUGGAAAUGGCUGCUUUUGACUGGUGUCUCGCUGAGUUGUGUUAUUUCAACUAAAUACGUGGGCACGUUUACGUUUGUCACUGUUGGCGCCGCCGUUGCCAUCGAUUUGUGGGAUCUUCUUGAUGUGAAUCGCCCUGGAGGCGUUAUUCCCCUAACUCAAUUCGCCAAGCAUUUCGCUGCUCGAGCUCUCGCCUUGAUUGUCGUGCCAUUUUUCUUUUAUUUGUUCUGGUUCCAGGUUCACUUUGCUAUUCUCAACAAGUCAGGUCCAGGCGACGCCUUUAUGUCCCCGGAAUUUCAGCAAACUCUCAGUGAUAAUCCGAUGAACGUGAACUCGUUUGGCAUCCAUUAUUACGAUCAUAUAACUAUACGACACAGGGAUACCAAGACAUAUCUACACAGCCAUCCAGAUCGCUACCCGUUACGUUAUGACGACGGGCGUGUCUCCAGCCAGGGUCAGCAAGUUACUGGCUACCCUUACAACGACACCAACAACCACUGGGAGAUACUUCCGGCCACUCCAUUCGAUGAUAACGAUCGCCUUGGGCACGUUGUUAAAAAUGGUGACAUUAUCCAACUUCACCAUGUGGGGACAGAUACUAUUCUGCUAACGCACGACGUGGCCUCCCCGUAUUAUCCCACAAACCAGGAGUUCACCACCGUUUCCCAUGAGCUGGCAAAUGGCGAGCGCCACAACGAUACCCUCUUUGAGAUCAAGAUCGAGAAAGGAGGAUCAGAGCAAGAGUUCAAUACCUUGUCUAGUCAUUUCAAGCUUAUCCAUGUGCCCACUAAGGUUGCCAUGUGGACCCAUACCAAGCCCUUACCUGAGUGGGGAUUUAAGCAAGCUGAAAUCAACGGGAAUAAAAAUGCGCAACAGUCCAGUAACAUCUGGUUUGCGGAGGAUAUCCCGUCUCUAGACCCGGACAGUGAGCGGCUGAAAAAAGAGCCCCGCCCGAUCAAACAACUUCCUUUCCUUGUCAAGUACUUAGAACUACAACGGGCAAUGUUCGUUCACAACAAUGCCCUAACCAGCAGCCAUCCGUACGCCAGUGAACCAUUCGAAUGGCCCUUCCUCCUUCGUGGAGUAAGUUUCUGGACUAAGAAUUCCGAGCGAGAGCAGAUCUAUUUCCUCGGAAACCCGAUCGGCUGGUGGCUUUCAAGCGGUCUCCUCGCCGUUUUUGCCGGCAUUGUCGGUGCCGAUCAGCUCUCCAUGCGUAGAGGGAUUGACGCCCUGGAAGAAAUCUGGGGUCCCGGCACCCGCGCGCGCCUCUACAGGAGCACUGGUUUCUUCUUCCUCUGUUGGGCCGCCCACUUCCUGCCUUUCUUCCUCAUGGGCCGCCAGCGUUUCCUCCACCAUUACUUACCAGCCCACAUCGCCUCCACCCUCGUCGCUGGCGCCGUAAUCGAAUUCGUUUUUAACAUCGAUCCAAUAGUCCCGAAUGACAACAACGGCGAUCUGACAGCGGCUGAAACUGCCGUCACGGAUCGAAAGUACCGGAUCCCCAAGGGACGGUUGGGUCAGCAGAGUCUGCUGGCUCUGUGGGCAGCUGUCGGCGUGAUUUUGAGCGCGACGAUGUAUGGGUUCUAUUUCUUUGCGCCACUUACAUAUGGUCGGCCUGGGUUAGAUGUUGCGGGCGUGCUGGCGAGGCGGUGGUUGUCGUACGAGUUGCACUUUGCGAAAUAA
Molecule: messenger RNA, 2331 nt
Organism: Histoplasma mississippiense
Lineage: Eukaryota; Fungi; Ascomycota; Eurotiomycetes; Onygenales; Ajellomycetaceae
Exons: 3
Coding region: 1-2331 (776 amino acids)
Biological process (GO): protein O-linked glycosylation via mannose
Cellular component (GO): membrane; endoplasmic reticulum
Molecular function (GO): dolichyl-phosphate-mannose-protein mannosyltransferase activity
Source: RefSeq, a predicted model, not a curated record